CUCACCACCCCCGGUCCUGCCCAAGUGCCUGUCUGCCUGCCUGCCUGCCUGCCUGCCUCCCGCCACGACAUGGCCGCUACCCAACAGCUGUCGAUGCAGUCACGCACUGGACGUGUCAAUCAGCGGUACGGCUCCCAAGGCGAGCGCCUAGUCGCCGGCGUGGUGCCGCUUUCUGCCGACAAGUACUACGUGCUCCUCAUCCAGUCGACCAAGCGCAGUGGCUGGGUCCUCCCCAAGGGCGGCUGGGAAACAGACGAGGCGACGGCCCAGGACGCCGCCAAGCGCGAGGCCUGGGAAGAGGCGGGCAUAAUAUGCAAAAUCAACUACGACCUCGGCCUCAUCCCUGAGAAGCGGAGACCCGACCAGCUCACGUCGCAGGCCCCCAAGGCCUCGUACCAUUUCUUCGAAGCCACGGUCGAGAAGCAGGAGGCCCAAUGGCCCGAGCAGCACAAGCGGAAUCGAAAUUGGUUCAGCUAUACCCAGGCGCGACAGGCCCUGGCCGACCGGCCCGAGCUGCUCGACGCGCUCGACCGAUGUACCAUGCACCGAACAUAGACGCGCCUUGUUCCUUCUCUUCUCCUUCUUCUCCUUCUUCUUCUUCGUCUCUUCGUCUCCAUCUAAUAUUGCAUCAACACGGGAUUUCAAAAGCUUCAGGGGUACUAUAGACACUUGACACACCACCUUGUCUGCUCUACAUUUGGCGUUGUGGUAGCUCUUCGACAGGUAGAAUGAUGCAUGGUGGCCCUCUUGUACGCAAGAGUUGCUGGGCCACGUCAGGCUCGCAAGCACGCUUUUGGCAUGGCCAAGCGACACUCUACUCAGCUAUUGGUGCCGUCUGCUGCCUCCACUAAACGCUUAAAAAAGCAAUAUAUCAUUCGUCGGCACG
Messenger RNA from Exserohilum turcica Et28A, 886 nucleotides. RefSeq lists its product as uncharacterized. Gene Ontology annotation, biological process: diadenosine pentaphosphate catabolic process; adenosine 5'-(hexahydrogen pentaphosphate) catabolic process; diphosphoinositol polyphosphate metabolic process. The transcript is spliced from 2 exons. The coding region runs from base 70 to 555 and encodes 161 amino acids. Gene Ontology annotation, cellular component: nucleus; cytoplasm. NCBI's taxonomy places the organism in Eukaryota, Fungi, Ascomycota, Dothideomycetes, Pleosporales, Pleosporaceae. The record is from RefSeq and is a predicted model, not a curated record. Gene Ontology annotation, molecular function: bis(5'-adenosyl)-hexaphosphatase activity; endopolyphosphatase activity; bis(5'-adenosyl)-pentaphosphatase activity.